AUAGAUACAAUGGAUUCCGAUACGGAACUACUGGGAGAGGAAGAGGACCUGAACGACGAGCCGGAAGUUUCCUUCGCCCACGAGAUCCUGCAUGUGGAGCACUCGUUCGGUUACGAUUGUAAAAAGCUAUUCAAUCUGGUGUUGGUGGAUCCCGAUACGCUGAUCUUUGCAUCAGGUAACUUCUUAAACUACUUCAGCAUAUCGCGCCAGGAGAUCACCUUUCAGGAGACCAUUUUUGGAUGCGGCAUAGGCUUCAUCACGAAAAACGAACACCCGGACUACCCAAACCUUUUCACGGUAGGCGAGAACGGACCCACACCAACGAUCUAUAUCUACGAGUAUCCCUCUCUUGAUGUCCGAAUUAAGCUCCGGAAUGCGGCAAAGGCCUGCUUCACGGCCGGGUCGUACAACAAAACGGGGGAAUUGUUUGCCUCCCAGGCCGGCUAUCCGGACUUCAUAAUAACCAUAUGGCGCUGGGAGAAGGGCGAGGUGGUGCUGCGAGCCAAGUCAUUCCAGAGCGACAUUCUGUUUGUGCACUUCUCGGAAUUCAAUCCCAUCCUGCUCUGCUCCUCUGGCCUCAGUCACAUCAAGUUCUGGAAGAUGGCCAACACGUUUACCGGGCUUAAGCUGAAGGGGGAUCUGGGUCGCUUCGGCAAGACUGACUUCAGCGACAUCUAUGCCAUGUUCAUGCUCUCCGAUGAGAACGUAAUCUCCGGCUGUGAUUGGGGCAACAUGCUGCUCUGGCAGGCGGGCCUCAUCAAGUUCGAGAUCUGCCGAAAGGGUCGGAAACCUUGCCACAUGAAACCCAUAACUCGGAUCACCAUGAAGAAUGGCGAGGUGACCACAGUGGGAAUGGAUGGCUACGUCCGCGUGUGGUACUGGGAGACUGUUGAUCUAGCCGAUCCCCCCGAGGAUGAUUUGUUCGUGGAGAUCGAUCCGAUCUACGAGUUCAAGAUUGCCGAUGUGGAGCUACGCUGCAUGCAAAAGAUCCUGCCCUUCGACGAGACGGACUUCACCCAUUACGCCCAGGACGGUAAGGGAGGAAUAUGGUUUUGCGACAUCAACACCUUCGACGUGCCCCAAAAGCCACGCAAGCUCUACUCCUGCAUCGGCGGCAAGGUGAUAGCCGCCCAAAUGUCACCCAUAUCGACUCACUUCAUGGCCAUGUCGGAGUGCGGCAAGCUCUUUGUGUACAACUACGAGGAGCAGCGCCUGAUGCUGGAGAAGCAGUUCCCGGCUGAUGGUGUCGAUUUCCUCUGGCUGGACACAAAUGUCUCGUCGCGGGGCACCGAAAUGGUAGCUGGUUUUAAAGACGGCAUCCUUCGGCAGCUAUACCUCGAUAUAAGCGAUCCCAAUAGGCCAACCAUGAAGCGGGUGAGAUGUUUUAAAGCUCACACCUCACCAAUUUCCCGGAUCACCGUCAAUCCAGCGGGGACUGUGUUGCUGACCGGCAGCGUUGACAUGAGCAUAUUUAUCUACCUCCUCGGCAAGGAUGAAAACGAGAUGGUGGAUAUGCAUCCUAUUGGGUUUGUACAGUUUAAGGCGGUGCCGAACUGCUUCUGCUGGCACGAAGAAGUGCCUACCAUUGUCCUAAUCGGCUGCAAGUCCGGUGAGGUCUAUGAGUACAAUAUCCGUACGAAGGUAACUGAAGACGAGACCUAUCUCUCCUACAACAUCACCGAGCCGGCACGGAUGAGGAGCAUUAAAUUCGCAUCUGUGAAGAGCAUUAUCCGGCGGGAGAUCAGGCGGGUGAACGCCAAGAAACGGAAGGAGAAGAAGCGGGAACGCAAGAUGGACGAAAUCGAGAAGCUGAAGAAAGCGAACCCGGGUAUUCAGAUCGAUAUGGAGUCGGCUCUGGCAGACUCGGAGCCCGACGAGGAGGAGGAGCCGCUGCACAUUCCCGCUAUACCCAAUGCAAUUAUUUGGCUCCGCUACACCAACAGAAACACGAUCUGGGUCUCGAUGGCAGGAUACGAUGCAGGAUAUGUCUACGAACUGGAAUUUGGUCAGGCAGAGCCAACCUACAGCACAAUGAUAGCGGAUGCAGAUGACAUCGAGAUCCACUCCUACUGCAUCAUAGAUGAGUACAUUAUGUUCGGAAUGGUCAACGGAGGCAUUCGAGUUAAUCGGUUAAAUCCUGAUAACUUUACCGAUCUCUCUGAGUACCGGAUAUACCCUAUGCACGACUCCCUCAAAGGCAUCAUUCCUUGCAUCCGAACCAGCUUCGAUGGGGAACAUAUGCUCUCUGUGGGAUACGACGGUAACAUGUUCCUCUUCAAGUGGAAUGGACCAAAGAUCGUGAAAAACAGUCGUCGGGACCGUCUGCCUCCACUGCCAGAAGGCUUUCAAGCGGUGCCGGAUAUAGUGGACCCGGAACAGCCGUCCUUAGAGCAGGAAAAGAUCAAUGCAGAGCUCCGAAGGCAACAAGAGGCAGCUGAAGCCCAUGACCGAGAUGUUCUGAACAAGAUCGGGAUUCUGCAGAACGACUACUUUGAUAUUAUUCGGCGGAAUGAAGAGUUGCCGGCACCACUGAGGGCACGGGACACGGACCUGCUACUGGACAAUCGCAUCACUCAGCAAAUCCGAGAUGAACUUCAAGCAGAGCUGGACGAUGUCCGCGAGGAUUUGGCCUAUGACCUGGAAUUCGCCCAGGUGGGCCAUCAUAAGCUCUACAAUCAUUUCCUCAAAAAAUUGGUAUGCGUUCCCUUCACCGUCAGUCACCUGCGUGGCAAUGAACCAGGAGUCUCUUCAUUCCGUCUCGAGGAGUUGGGUGAAGAGUUCGAACAGAUCAAGCGGGACAUUGAGGAGCGCCUAAAAAUGGAGCACGAUAUGGGACUCCAUGACCUUUUAGUGACUGAUGUGGUGGAGGAAACUAUUGGUGAGCCUCCGCCGGAGACGUUCUUCUUUGGCCGCGAUCCGCGUAGCAUCGAGCCGCGCUUCAGCCGGAAGAUGAUGAGACUUCUGACACGAUACCGAAAGCGCCAGAUGUACGAAGUGCGUCGAAUCUUUGACUGGGACAAACUGGAGCGACAGAAGCCAGAUCCCAACCGCAAUCACCCGGAUGACGAUGCCCAGAUAGAGCUGGCCAAACGCAACCUGGGCGACUUCAAGCUCAAAGUUGGGGCAGACUACGAGCCCCGCUCCGAUGAGACUCUGACUCAGAAGUACAUUGAAAUAGUUGAGUGUCGCGAGAAAUACUUCCACAUGGUAAAUUCCUUCAACUCGGCUGUUUUGGAACUGCGGGAUCGAAAGCGCGACCUCAUGACGUUCAUAAAUAGUCAGCGAGAUCGUCUGGCGGUGCUCCAUAGCUAUAUGCCCGAACAGGAUCGCCUCCCCCUGGAUCCCAUACACGAAACUGAUAUGGACGCAGAGUAUCCGGAACUGAACCUCAUAGAGCACUUUACCCCCGGCUGUGGAGUGGAGAUAGACCAAAUCCUUUCAUUGGAGAACAGUGUGGAUGAUGUGAUCGCCUCCCAAAAAAAAGUUGAUAAUCUCAGGAUAUCCAGCUUGUUCAGUUUGCACGGAUUAGAAAAGCCCGAGCUUCACGAGGCCGCCGCCUUUACCAUGCUCGAGAUCUCGAAGCUGGAACGGAGUCUGCCGGCCGAGGAAAUUCACGAAAUGCUCAAUUCUUUUCCGCCGAUCUCUGAAGCGGCCUACUAUGAUCGGGAUGAGGAAGGUAAUUCCAGUUACAUGAACGAGAAUCGCCACAGGUGGCUUAGGCAGCUCCUGGUGGAGCAGGCGUCAAUCCGGACAAACGUGGACGAGGAAGUCCAACAGUUCGACAAGGCCCUGGAAAAGUUGCAGGUGCGGCGCUUUCAUGUCAAGAUGGACUCCGAGUUCAUGGCCUCAUUCAUGAUUAGUCUCAACCAGGAGCUGUAUAUUCUCCGCGACAGUGAAGAGAUCGAGACGCAGCUUCUGCAAAACGCCAAGUCGGCGAUGGCCACUCGAAACGAACUGCAGGUGGUCAUAAACCAAACCAACAGGCAGCUGGAGGAACUGCGUCGCAACAUUGACAAGCUGGGCGAGCAGAUCACUGCCCUGCAGGUGCUCUUCAUGAGCACCGUCAAGGGGCACAAGUUCUUUGACUUCCUGCGUCGCAUUUUCAAAAAGAAGUGGCGCCCACCUAAGGUGGCAAAGGGCGAUGAUGAUGAGUCAUCGUCGGAGUCGGAGUCCUCCUCCUCUAGCGAAGAUCAGCAGGCGGACAACAAGAGUUUGGACUCCCUGGACAUGACCACUAUUCGACUGGACGAGACCACUUGUCCAUCUGGACUGGACCGAACCCUGUACGACCUAGCCUUUCAAAUGCGAUCCGAUCGUCAUGAUCUGGAACGGAAUGUGCGAGACCUGCAACGCGACGUGGAAAACAAACGGAGGGAGAUCGCCGAGAUGCUGAUCAAGAUGAAGUACCAUGAAGAGGUCUACCAACGUGAAAAAAAUGCCCUCAUGGAGUUUCGUCGUCUCAGACAAAAUGAAAUAAAUAAGGUUAAAAUAAGCGUCGUCCUGAGAAUGGACCAAAUACAACAUUUUUACGAAGGUAACGACUACAGAGACCUGUCCAAGGCUGUCCUCUUUAACGCCGACAUGCUGGUGGAACUGCGCCGAAGGGCAGACCAACUACAUGAGGAGACACUGGCCACCAAACGCUGGCACCGCAUCAACUUCAUCCAUUUGCGCCGCAUGAACACGGACAUCAAGUUUAUGCGGUUCGAGAUCACUCGACUGGAGGAGGAAAUACGCCAGGCCAUGAUGAAGAAAUUCGGAAUAGUGGUGAAUCUGGAUGAGUUGGAGGAGGAAGUUCUGAGGCGCUACAUUUUUGACCUAGAGACCACUGCUGAGGAUGAGCUGCGGGCAUUGGAGAAAGAACUGGCCGAGAAAGAGAAAGAACUUUCCCGCUGUGAAGAGGAAUUUGUCCUGGAGACACAAAACAAUACGGAAAAAUUAAAUAUUAUGACUGUGCUCAGGGAGGAGAAAAACAUACUCUGCACUUUACUGGACAUCCAGGAUAAAAACAUGGCCAAGUGGAGUAAUCCCAACGUUCUGAAUCUAUCCUACGACAUCGAGAAACUGAUGGGCAUCGAGAAAUCCCUGCUGCAGCAAAUCGAGUGCCUGGAGCGGGAGAUCUGUGCUCUUCGUUUGAAGUCCAAGCCCUUGCAGAUUAACAGCGAGUACGAAAGGGAUCCCAACGAACAGCCUCAGGUGACCACCGAACUUUUGCCCAACGACGAUGCCAUGAUCUGUCCGGCCAUCCUCAAUGUGGAUGCCUACAUGCUGCCGCCCAUGCCCGAUGAGUUUAUUAUGGAUCGCGUCCAUACAAUCGUCCAGAAGAGCUUCAAUCGAUUCUUUGGACGCAGCACUACGCCGGAGAAUGUCCGCAAAUUCGCCCAACGAUCCUCGCUGUACCUUUGUCAAGCCGCCUACAGCUUCCAGGGACGGUACACAGAUCGCAUUGCCGAGUGCAUUACGGAGCACCUGCAGACGAUUGUGCCCAAGAAGUACUUCAUCCACAUCAGUGCCGAAGAGCUGCGAAAACUCUUCAAUGAAGUGGUUGCCGUGUUCGACUACGAGCGCUCCGAUAUAAACACCGAGGAGCUGAUCUCCGGUAUUUUCGAUCACGCAAAGGAAUCAAUGUGCGCCCUCGUCCCCCAGGCAGAUCUCAGUGUGGUCAACCGCACCCACUUUAUUGUAUCGCACAUGUUUAAAGAGCUGAUUGAAGUACUGCCCCUGGAGGAGUUCCAGUCGGAUGAGACCUGCCGCAUGAUCGUCGACGUUUUAGAGCGAGAGCCAAUGAUCGAUCCACGAGCAAUCGAUAUAGAGGAUCUUAUCCACAACACAUUGCGACACGCCCGUGAGAAUCUCCUGGACGGGAUCACAGCUGUUCCAGUGCGUAAGCUGGGAAGCAAUAUCCAGCGGGACCUGAUCAAGCGGCGUCAGUACAAGCCGCCCAGCUGCGAGUCACCCAUGUCGGUGCGCAUUGCCACCAAAAAGGCGCCCAACGUCAGUGGUCUCCCCUUCUAGGCUACAUAUCCUAAUUUUUAUCGAGAAUUUCUUAAAUUUUUCGGAUGUUACUCAUUUUUGGAAAU
This is a messenger RNA of Drosophila bipectinata, 6080 nucleotides long. RefSeq names its product cilia- and flagella-associated protein 44. NCBI's taxonomy places the organism in Eukaryota, Metazoa, Arthropoda, Insecta, Diptera, Drosophilidae. The record is from RefSeq and is a predicted model, not a curated record. Gene Ontology annotation, molecular function: protein binding.